This is a messenger RNA of Helianthus annuus (common sunflower), 2070 nucleotides long. Its product is annotated as probable pectinesterase/pectinesterase inhibitor 61. The coding region runs from base 156 to 1901 and encodes 581 amino acids. Gene Ontology annotation, biological process: cell wall modification. The transcript has 3 exons. NCBI's taxonomy places the organism in Eukaryota, Viridiplantae, Streptophyta, Magnoliopsida, Asterales, Asteraceae. The record is from RefSeq and is a predicted model, not a curated record. Gene Ontology annotation, molecular function: pectinesterase activity; pectinesterase inhibitor activity.
CCAGAAGAAGAAUGAAGGUGACUAUGUAUGUAUAGUACGUAGUGGCCACCAGCUAAGGCUUCGGACGUUGACUUCACAACAACCGCCAGUGACCAUAUGAUAUAUACACUACACUCACCUUGAUCAUCAAACACAUUGUAAACAUACAUACAAACAUGGAAUACGGCAGGCUAGGAAGCUAUCAGCCGGGAAGAAACGCCCCAUUAAAGCCAUUAUCUUCAACCUCCUCUGCAGGGCCUACACCCAACUCUAGUUCCAAAACUAUAAAGUUUCUCCUCCUCAUUGCUGCAUUCAUUCUUGUUGUAGCGUCCCUGGUGUCCGUGGGACUCGUGGUGCGUCUCCGUCCAACCAAACACAGCGGAUCUCAUCCCCGCCCGACCCAAGCCAUGUCACGAGUCUGCAGCCAGACUCGUUACAAGGAUCUGUGUUUGAGCUCGCUACUUAAUUUCCCGGGCUCACUGACCGCGUCCGAUAAAGACAUGGUCCACAUUUCGGUUAACAUGACGCUGCAGCACGUGGGAAGGGCGUUGUACACGUCAGCUGAGAUCAGUAACCUUGAAAUGGAUACACACGUACGGUCAGCAUACGAGGACUGUCUCGAACUUCUGGAGGAUUCUGUAGACCAGCUUACGCAGUCGCUGCAAUCUGUUCAGGGAGGUGGGUCCAGUGAGGAUGUGAUGACGUGGCUGAGCGCGGCGCUGACGAAUCAGGACACGUGUGCGGAAGGGUUGUCCGAGGUGGAGAAUGGAUAUGUUAAACAGCAGAUGGAUGAGAAGCUAAAGGACUUGUCGGAAUUGGUGAGUAACUGUUUGGCGAUAUACGCGGCGGCUGGGGAUGAUUUUAAGGGAGUUCCGAUACAGCACCGGCGUAGGAGGUUAAUGUCGUUUCCGAAGUGGUUGAGUAGGGAGGAGAGAAGGCUGCUGCAGGCACCGGUGGCCGGUAUCCAAGCGGAUAUAGUGGUGUCGAGUGAUGGAAGUGGGACGUGUAAGACUAUCGCGGAGGCCAUAAAGAAGGCUCCUGAGAAUAGUGGCCGUAGGAUAAUAAUCUACGUUAAGGCAGGAAGGUACGAGGAAGAUAACUUAAAAGUGGGAAGGAAGAAGACAAAUUUGAUGUUUGUAGGGGAUGGAAAGGGCAAAACGGUCAUCACAGGAGGAAUAAAUAGGGUAGUUGACAAUGUGACGACUUUUCACACCGCAUCUUUCGCUGCAACCGGUGCUGGUUUCAUAGCCAGGGAUAUCACAUUUGAGAACUAUGCCGGCCCUGCCAGACACCAAGCUGUGGCACUCAGAAUCGGAGCUGACCAUGCAGUCGUUCAUCGAUGCGCCAUCAUCGGAUACCAAGACACGUUAUACGUCCACUCCAACCGCCAGUUUUUCCGUGAAUGUGACAUUUAUGGCACCGUGGAUUUCAUCUUUGGCAAUGCUGCUGUGGUUUUCCAAAGCUGCAACAUAUAUGCAAGAAAACCAAUGCCACAACAAAAGGUCACCAUUACCGCUCAAAACCGAAAAGACCCAAAUCAAAACACCGGUAUCUCAAUCCACGUUUGUCGGCUCGUGGCCCAGCCUGAUCUGGAGGCAUCAAAGGCAAGUUUCCCGACAUAUCUUGGGCGACCAUGGAAACUUUAUGCACGGACAGUGUACAUGCAGACAUACAUGGGAGACCACAUUCACCCUAGGGGUUGGCUAGAAUGGGCUGGGACGUUUGCACUCGACACAUUGUACUAUGGUGAGUAUAUGAACAAUGGGCCAGGAGCGGCUGUCGGUCAGCGGGUUAAAUGGCCAGGCUAUCGGGUGAUCACUUCAACCAUAGAGGCGAGCCGGUUCACAGUGGGCCAGUUUAUAUAUGGAUCCUCAUGGUUGCCUUCUACUGGAGUUGCAUUUUUAGCUGGUUUAUCUCCAUAAGUUUCUUUAUUCUGACAUAUAUAUACAUGCGGACCGAUUUAAACAUGUAAAACCCAUGUUGGAUAUAUAGCUUAUAAGGUGAAACAUGAUACCACAUUAUCUUAUAAAUAAUGUUAAUGUGUUGGGUCAGAAUUGUAAUAAAUAGUAACGAUUAUGUUGUUUUGGACCC